AUUGGUGGACAGUCACCGUGACGCGGGCGCAGGGACAUUCCCUUCGCUGAUGGAAGAAAAGAGAAAGUUUCCAAGAUGGCGUACGUAGAAGGCUGUUCACUGGAAAACAAUAGAAGCGGCGCCGAGGGAGGUGAUUAACCCGCUCUGGCUCGCUUCGAACCGCACACAUCCCGACCCGGGCUCGGCCUGAAGGAGGCAUAUCCGUGGCGGCGACUCUGGACAUUUAAACUAUGAGGAUUUAUUCAGGCGUUUCAGACCCAGAACCCAGCGGCUAACGGCUACACAGAGGCGGAGGAGGGUCAGCUGUUCUCCGGACAGAUGCUGCUGUAGGACCCGCGGACAGAAACACUCCUACAAUAAUGAGAGACUGAAGGCCGUUAGAGACCUCCAUGGAGCCAGCAGUGAAGUGCAGGGCCAGGGGGGGUGUAUAAAGAGCCACAUUCAGCUUUUUAUGGACGAAACCUGAGCUGGAAGUUUACUACGAGUCUUUACUGAUGAUGGCGGAUUUUGUUACACCGCGACACAGCGCGGUGAUGGAGCGGCUCCGCCGGAGGGUCGAGCUCUUCCGGCAGCAUCACAACAGGUGCGAAACCCGUUACGACGGCGCCACGCAGGAGCGGAUGGAGCUGGAGAGGCAGCAGACCCUCAUCCUGCACCAGCGCCUGCAGCAGACCAAAGCCAAGCGGGCCAGCAAGCACCGGCAGCCCCAGCCUAGCGGCGACCAGGCCGGACAGAGAGCGCCCGGCGGCGGCGGCGGAGCAGCGGCGGAGCCCGGGGAGGGAGGAGGCACGAAGGCGGAGCAGAGUCGGAACAGGACCCUGAUGGCGUUACAGGAGACGUUGAAGAGGAAGCCGGACAACACCAGUUCUCCAGUCAACGGUUUCAGUGACGGACCCCCCCACAAAAUACUGUCUCUGGACACCCGGCCCCCCCUGGACUCCAAGCCGAGCCUCAACGAUUUAUCAAACCCCACCCGUGUGUCGACGGGGGAUCUGGGGGAYGGCGGAGGAGAGCCGGACUUCGACUGUAAUAAGAUGAAGCAGGAGCCGGAGGACAUCUUGCCCAUCAUGCCCCCCAUCAUGGUGGGGGGCAGCAACAGCCUGUUCCCCGACCUGAACGAGCAGGAGUGGAACGAGCUGAUCGAGGACCUGAACCGCUCCGUGCCCAUCGAGGACAUCCAGAAGAUUCUGGAGGAGAGCUUGGAGGACCGCAAGGACCCUUCAGAGCUGGCUUUGACUCCAGGAGGAGCGGGGGGAGCAGCAGGAGACGGGGGUCCGUCCUCCCAGGGGCUGCUCCCUGACUUGGCUAGUGUCAAGACGGAGUUUCCUUCACCCUCUGCCGUUUUUGAGCAGGACUGUCGGACCACCUCGCCCCACAUGAAGUCCAGCUCCGUACCCMCUCCCCACCCCAACAGCUCCCCCGUGGCCUCCUCCUCUGCCUCCUCCCCUGCCCUCCCCCCACCUCAACCGGCCCCUCCCUCCAGACCGCUGCAGCCCCCUCCCAACCACCUGCUGCCGCCGGGACCCAAAGACGUGUCGCGGGCCCAGCAGCUGCAGCACCUGGCCGCUCAGCAGAGGGGUCAGAAGCUGCAGCCUCAGAGAGAGGCCAAGUUCCUCAGCCAGGGUCCUCACGCCUGGCCCCCCAUGGCCAACACGUCUCAGACCUCACUGGGGGUCACCAACCCCUCGCUGUACCCGUCGGACUUCAACCCCAAUGCCCAGAAGCCCCUGAUGAUGCCCCCGCAGCCCAGCAAGAGCUCGCCAAAGUCAGGAGCGGGCAGCUACAUGCAGGGCACCGCCGGGCACCCCAACAUGCUGAGCCCCCUGACCACAGGACCCCCUCUGAGCCACCCUCCAGCACAGGGACCCCCGACCCCCACAGUACGCCUCAACUACAGCAACACCAGGCCUCUGUCCCACUACGAGGCCGGACCAGGACCGCCGAGGACCCCCAACACCAGCAGCCAGGACAAGACCCUGCUGAACCUGGUCCGACAGCAGCAGAUCAAACAGAGCAGCAUGUCGUUCCACCAGCACAUCCCCCACACACAGGACCAGAACUCGUACCCGGCCCCUCCACACGGCUCAGGUCCAGCUAACGUCGGGAACAACCCGAUGGCGGCGCCGCAGGGGGUCAACGCCAUGGCAGGAAACAGAAACGUCGUGUACCAAAACAGCCAGGCUGCCAUGGCGGCGGUGCUGAAGCAGCAGCAGUACCUGCAGAGACAGCAGUUCAUGGCUGAACAGGAGAAGCAGCGUCAGGAGCAGCAGAUGCAAAGACACCUGACCCGACCUCCCCCUCAGUACCAGGACCAGUCGGGACCUCCRGCCAAUCAGAACCCUUUCCCCCAGCAGCCAGUCAGUCAGUUUACAGCUUCCUCUCAGCCAAUGAACAGCGUCGGCUCCAUGGGAGGCCCCGCCCCCUCGUCCCGUAUGUUCCCUCAGAACCAGGGCAUGAUGGGUAUGAACAUGGGUCAGGGGGGUGUGGCCGGAGGCGGCGUGGUGCCGCCCCCCGCCGUGAGCCAAGCUGACAUCAGUCUGCCGUCAUGCAGCGGGGGCGGGGCAGGGGGAGGGGACGGCGGCGGCGGCGUGGACAGCCUCUACAACAACAUGAACCUUCACCCCGCCCACCCGCAGCGCCAGGCUCUGGGAGCGAUGAGCGCCCCCUACAGGCAGAGCGUCCUGCCCCCGCAGCACCUGAAGCCCCAGGCCAGCGCCGCCCUGCUGAAGCAGCAGCAGCUCSCCGCCGCCGCCCGCCUGCCCAACGCCAUCCAGGCAAACAUGGCGUCCAGCAUGAACCGGUCCAUGCAGACGAGUCAGAGCGCCGCCUGGCAGCAGCAGCUGGCCAAUCAGACGCCUGCAGGGAGCGCCCURAACAACCCCUCCAACCCCUUCCACCUGCAGCAGCCACGCAUCCCCAAGAUGCAGUCUGGCUCCGCCCCCUUCAACGCCGGCKCACGUCCGAUAGCAGCUCUGAGCGCCGGGCAGCAGAUGAUGCAGACGAACAUGGCCGCYGCCCAGCAGAGGGCUCCGCCCACCCCUCAGAGCAUGGGCCAGCAGCAGGCCAAUCAGAACCUGCCGGACCUGUCGGCGUUCGGCCCGCCGCAGGCCAACGGCCACCAGGGGCUGCAGUGUAACCAAGGUUACCAGGUGAGCAGGGCGGCCAGUCAGCAGCAGCUUUCCUUCGGCUACAACGUGGCGUCGGGCAGCUUCGCCGCCGAGAGCGAGCUGGUGGACUCUCUGCUGAAGGGCCAGAGCACGCAGGAGUGGAUGGCCGACCUGGACGAGCUGCUCGCCAGCCACCCGUAGAUUUACCACCCUGCCGACAACAACCGGAGCGUUUCACCGGAGCUCCGGUGAAAUCACGAGUCACCUGACCCACAAACACUCCUGGUGAAACGGAUCUGAGAGGCAGAAAAAUCCUUUAGCAAUUAAAAAAAAAAGG
Molecule: messenger RNA, 3444 nt
Organism: Austrofundulus limnaeus
Lineage: Eukaryota; Metazoa; Chordata; Actinopteri; Cyprinodontiformes; Rivulidae
Gene: maml1
Product: mastermind-like transcriptional coactivator 1
Exons: 6
Coding region: 495-3308 (937 amino acids)
Biological process (GO): Notch signaling pathway; positive regulation of transcription of Notch receptor target
Cellular component (GO): nuclear speck; nucleoplasm
Molecular function (GO): transcription coactivator activity
Source: RefSeq, a predicted model, not a curated record